AGACCUGGGGAUUUUGAAUUCCUGGACUGUCGCAUUUACUCCUGCGUGCGCAUUCCGCUACUACUGUAGCUUUUGUGGAUACGUGUUUCGUCCAAUCUAGAGUGUACAUUGAAAGAUUCAAAAUGGCAGCUCCUACACAGCUUGCUUGCCGUACGGUCAAGGGCAUUAGCAUCUUGGAUGCUGCCCCGGUUUAUGAGCCUUUGUCGGGGUUUGAAAGACCCGAGGGAAACCUUCGCUGUAGCGCUUAUUCUCCUUGCGGCCGGUAUUUCGCCUGGGCCUCUCCGGACAAGGUUACCAUCAUCGAUCCCUCUGUCGGACAUAUCGUUUCGACCAUCGACGCGGACAACGUUUUCGAGCUGGGAUUCUCGCCCCUCGGGACUUACUUGAUCACCUGGCAGCGCCCCACCAAGGAUGCCAACGGCGAUGCUGUCCGGAACCUGAAGGUCUGGAAGGUUGUGCCGUCGUCGCCCGAGAGCAACGGAGACGCGAAUGUGGUUGUGGGCAGCUUCGUCCAGAAGUCGCAGACGGGCUGGAACCUGCAGUACACCUCCGACGAGGUCUACUGUGCGCGGGUGGUCACCAAUGAAGUCCAGUUCUACCAGAGUGAGAACCUCUCUCAGGUCUGGAACAAGCUGCGUGUGGAGGGAGUUGCGGACUUUGCCCUCGCGCCUGGCAAGAACCACUCGGUGGCCGUUUUUAUUCCCGAGCGCAAGGGACAACCCGCUGCCGUCAAGGUCUUCCUGGUGCCUCAGUUUGGAUCCUCCGUCUCCCAGAAGACCUUCUUCAAGGGCGACAAGGUGCAGCUGAAGUGGAACGACCAGGGAACGACCCUGAUCGUGCUCGCGCAGACCGAUGUGGAUCGGUCCGGCAAGAGUUACUACGGCGAGACCACCCUUUACCUGCUUAGCGCCGGUGGUGGCUUUGACUCCCGAGUGGACCUGGACAAGGAGGGCCCGAUUCACGAUGUGACCUGGUCUCCCAACUCCAAGGAGUUCGGUGUCGUGUACGGUUACAUGCCGGCUAAGACCACCAUCUUCAACUUCCGCGGUGUACCCAAGCACACUUUCCCUCUGGCCCCCCGCAACACUAUCAUCUUCUCCCCCCACGGGCGGUUUGUGCUGGUGGCUGGUUUCGGUAACCUGGCUGGUCAGAUGGAUCUCUACGACAUGGACAAGAACUUCCACAAGAUCGCCACCGUCGAGGCGUCCAACGCCAGUCUCUGCAACUGGUCCCCUGACGGCCAGUACAUCCUGACGGCCACCACCAGCCCUCGCCUGCGCGUCGACAACGGCAUCCGUCUCUGGCACGUGAGCGGUGCGUUGAUGUACAACGAGGAAAUGACCGAGCUCUACGAUGUGGCCUGGCGCCCUCAGUCGCUCAUCCAGCACCCCCUGGGUGACCCGUUCCAGGUGCUCCCGACUCCCCACCCGUCUGCGGUGGCGUACCUCAGCACGAAGAAGGCUCCAGUGAAGCCCGCCGGUGCGUACCGUCCCCCGGGUGCCCGUGGCCAGCUCACCCCCCUGGCGUUCAAGCGCGAGGACCAGGGUGGUGCGGCCUACGUCCGCGAUGGCGCGACUGGCGGUGCCUCCAUGAAUGGAUUCGGCAGACCGCGCAGACGUGAGAUCCCCGGCGCCGAACCCGCCGAGGAGUAUCUUCCUCCGGGAGCCGCUCCUGGAGGAGGCGUUGCUCUGCCCCCCGGCGCCGACAACCCGGAGAAGCUGUCCAAGUCGGCUGCCCGCAACAAGAAGAAGCGUGAGGCCAAGAAGCAGAAGGACGGUGAGGACGGCGAGCCGACCCACAGCCCCGACCGCCGCGGCGAGAAGAGCCACGAGCGCAAGAACGAGCGCAAGAACGGCGGCCACGCCAAUGGUGCCCCAGCCCCUAAGGCCAACAACAACGCUGCCGCCGCCGCCGCCGCCGCUGCUGCUGCCGCCGCUGCCGCUGAAGCCGAUGCCAAUGGAGCGCCCACCGCACAGGAAAAGAAGAUCCGCGGCCUUCUGAAGAAGAUCCGGGCGAUCGACGAGCUGAAAAUGCGCCUUGCCGGUGGCGAGAAGCUGGAGGACACGCAGAUGAAGAAGAUCCAGACCGAAGAGGCGGUGCGUAAGGACUUGGACGCCCUGGGCUUCAGUGGAUAGACAUAUCCCCCUUCCUUCCUCUUUUCUUCUUCCCUUUCUUCUUCUAUUUAUCUAUCUACUCCGUUGGUCAUGGAUACAACAUCAACCACCACCACCAUUACAGAAUUGAAACUAUCAUAACUUCCGUUUGGAAAUAUGCUCUCUUCAUUGGCAGUCGUGACUCUGUCUUCUUCUUCUUCUUCUUCUUCUUCUUUUCAUUCUCGUAUUGCUUCUGCCCGUCUCCCUCUGCCUGUACAUAUACUUCCCUUGUCUUGCUUGUUCUGGUCU
Messenger RNA from Aspergillus heteromorphus CBS 117.55, 2402 nucleotides. RefSeq names its product translation initiation factor 2A. Gene Ontology annotation, cellular component: cytosolic small ribosomal subunit. The record is from RefSeq and is a predicted model, not a curated record. The transcript has 6 exons. Lineage: Eukaryota; Fungi; Ascomycota; Eurotiomycetes; Eurotiales; Aspergillaceae. Gene Ontology annotation, molecular function: translation initiation factor activity; protein binding; mRNA binding. Gene Ontology annotation, biological process: translational initiation. Bases 123 to 2135 code for a protein of 670 amino acids.